Molecule: messenger RNA, 3548 nt
Organism: Amaranthus tricolor (Joseph's coat)
Lineage: Eukaryota; Viridiplantae; Streptophyta; Magnoliopsida; Caryophyllales; Amaranthaceae
Exons: 3
Coding region: 871-1992 (373 amino acids)
Source: RefSeq, a predicted model, not a curated record
GGUAUUACGUGUUAAUGGAAAUUUGUAAACAAAAAAACUUUUUUAUGAUCAAAGUUUCAACACCAUGGGAAUGACAUGGAACUUUUGAUGAAAUUUAACACUAUAAAUCAUUUCUAUUACUAUCAUUUAGGCACACUAACGAAAUAGGCCGUUAAAACUCUCAUAUAAAAUAAUCAAAAGAUGCAAACUCAAAGAAGCAAAGUACUACAAGGACUGUCAGCAGCAUGGGCUUUCUUUUCUAUAAUCCCCAAAUUACACCUUAAUUUCUUAAUCCCCAAUAAUAAAAUUGAAAACCCUAACUUCUAAUUUCCCUUUAUUUUAUCGAUUAUCAAAAUUCUUACUAUUAUUUCUUUCCUAACUUCUCAAUUAGAAAAAAAAUGGAUACUAAUGAAGUGGGACCCAACAAUGGAAGAGAAUGAUAGUUAAUGGCCGGCAAAGCUGCUUACUGCCAGCCUUGUGAGGCCGGAGAAAAGGCAACACUUGUCAUACAUUCCCAAUCAUCAUGAAUCAUUAAUCACACAUUUGCUAUGAUAUUGUCAUUGGUAGCCCAUCAUUAUUUUAAAAAAAAAAAGAAAAUUUAAAUUUCACCAAUAAUUAUUUCAAAAAUUAAGAAGCCUUUAUUAUGGUUGACUUUCCUAUAACCACACUUCUUUCUUUAUUUUCCCGCAAAUUUAUCCAAGCCAAACAAAUUAAAAUAAACAAAAUAUUUUUCUUCUUCUUAGAAUCAUAAUAAUGGCGUCCCAUUUUAGUUUUUGACUUAUAUUAGGACAUUGUUAUGUGCUUACAUACACAUUUUCUUUUGAAAACAUAAAAAUUUUAUAAAGUUAGAUCAAACUUUGAUUUGAUUUGUUUCGUUAUUUGUCGUUCUGAAUGAGGAAAUUGUGUCCGAAUUUAGAAAAAGAAGAUGCCCUGGAGACGAUUUUGGAGGUACCGAUUCCGGAAGAGAUGUUCAACAAUUUGGGCAGCAAUGUAGCCUUACGUUGUCAGAAUAUGCAGUCAUGGAUGAAAGCUCAAACAUCAGAUAAAUGGUCAUCACCAGUUAUUCUUGGACGACUGAAUGAGCUUCGAUUCCUUCUUCACCAUAUUGGUUCACCACUUAUUCCUCUUCAGGUUCAUAUUGAUAAGAUUAGUCGUCCUGUUAGAGAUAAUUCCAUUCAAACAUCAACAGCAAAGUAUAUCGUACAACAAUACAUUGCAGCAACAGGAGGGCAAACAGCUAUAAGCUCCAUACAAAGUAUGUGUGUAAUAGGACAUACUAAGAUCGGCGCAACUGCAUUUCAUACGGGUGAUCAAGCUGUCAAGGGAAACAACACUGAUGCAACUGGGGGAUUUGUACUAUGGCAAAAGAAUCCAGACCUGUGGUGUUUGGAAUUUCUGGUUUCUGGCUGCAAAGUUUUCUCUGGAAGCAAUGGAAAGGUCUCAUGGAGGCAAUCAUCAAAUCAAGCUUCUAUUACUACUGGUCCUCCCAGACCCUUGCGUCGUUUCCUACAGGGCUUGGAUCCAAAGGCGACAGCUAACUUGUUCAUAGAUGCAACUUGUAUCGGUGAGAAAGUCAUCAACAAUGAGGAUUGCUUCAUCCUGAAGCUCGAGACAAGCCAAGCUUUACUCGAUGAACAAAGCGGGCCAAAAUAUGAGAUCAUCCAUCAUACUUUGUGGGGAUACUUCAGCCAAAGAUCUGGACUCCUCCUCCAGUUUGAAGACUCGAGGAUGCUCCGUUUAAAGAAUGAUGUCGACAAUGAUGAUGGAGACGGUGUAUUUUGGGAAACAAGUGCAGAGUCAGUGAUUGAAGAUUAUAGGUAUGUCGAGGGGAUUAAUAUCGCCCACAGUGGCAAAACUUCUGUUAGGGUGUUUCGGUAUGGGGAACAUUCAGCUAAUCAUCAAAGGGAGAUAGAAGAAACAUGGAAGAUUGAUGAAGUUGGUUUUAACAUUUGGGGUUUAAAUCAUGACUACUUCAUGCCACCAAGAGAUGUAGAAGUAGAGGUAGAGAUUUAAAUAACACCUUAGUCUUUGUAAUUGUGUUUGAUAAGAGUCUAAGAGAAGGCAUAUAAUUUUGGUCCAAACAUGUAUAUAUAGUGUUUGGAUUGGUAUGUAUCCAAUUUUGACUAUAUCUAUUGCUUCUUAUAGGUAAGGGGCUUAAGAAUUGACAUACAUGAAACAACCCGUUAUGAGAACGUCUCACGGUGAGACGACUUUAAAACAAAAAGCCCAAAAGAUAAAAGUUUUUAUUAUUAGUUUAUUUAACCCAAGCAUGAGACAUGUCUUGUGGCGAGACAGUCUCAUACAAGAAUUUGUGUAUAUGAACAAUUGAAUCAGCUUACAGGAUAGUAACCUCCUUGUGGCAGUGAAAAUCCGGUAGAUUUGAUGUUUUCAUGCCUUCUUUACUCAACUCAUCACAAACCUUGGUUGAACUCUUGUAAAUUUAAACUGAAACAUCAGCCAAUUCGAGCUUAUUGAGCCACGCCAAUGCCCACACACGAGUCACAUAUAACAUACUAUUUUUAGCUUAGCUUGGACUGAUAUCUCUACUAUUUAUAGCUCAAUACAUAAUCCAACAGGAGGCACCAUUACUAACAGCAUAGACAAUUAAAAACACCCCUAAAUUCUACCUAGCAUAGCGCAAGUAAGAGUAAUUUAUUAACCCAGAUCACUAAAACAUAAUUCUUUUGAAUUCGCAAUUCGCUUCAAAUGGUUAUAAAUAGCCUAAAACCGACUAUAAUUUGCAUUUUUCAAUUCACAUUCAGGACGCAUGAGUCAUAUAAUCUUCCAAUUUCCUCAAAAAUAUAUUCACCAAUAACUCGAAUUUAAUGAUAUCUAGAAUCAGCCCUAAAGUCUGCACAUCAGCAAGAAUUACAAACAUUUUUUUAUUAUGAAUUUUACUGAUCUUAUUGAUAUUAUCUAGUGAACAUACAUACACAAUUACAAUUUAGUCAAACAUAAAAUUACCCAAAACAUUGAUCGGUUGGGAGCGGACCUGGGAGGGAACCCUUCUGCAAGAACUCUAAUCCAAACACUACAAGAAUGGCGAGCAAGCACAAGUAUGAGAAACCUUCAACAGCACCAAGCAAACCAAAAGGACCAUUAGGAAGACCAGAACCCGUUUUAGCUUUAGUGUACAAAGACCAUCCUACAAUGGCAACCACCGCCAAAUAGCUAACACCCUCCAAGGCUCCAAUUGAACCACCGGGUCCAGGAGGGAGCCCACAACCAGUAGUUUUAAGAGUGUAGAGUGACCAAGCAAUGACGGGAGUAGAGAUCAAUCCUCCGGCUAUGGCUAUUGUCUGGACUAUUCCGCCGUCAGUCUCGUCGCUUGUGCCCUUCGCCAUUGAAACCACCUUGAGGGUUGAUGAAGAAAGCGGGAGAUUUCUUCUGUAGAUGCCAUUGUUAAGCUUUAUUGGGGUUUUGAGAGUACUAAUUGAUGGCGAUAACAACAUUGUUAACCAUACAACAGAAAAAGAGAGAAAAGGGAAGGAAAUGAGGGAGCGAACUUGAAUUCUUAUCUUAAGUUCACUAAACCGCUUAUUUGGAUUCGAUAGGAUGCGAAAAAACCU